This is a messenger RNA of Melitaea cinxia (Glanville fritillary), 1444 nucleotides long. It is a transcript of the gene mRpL15, whose product is annotated as 39S ribosomal protein L15, mitochondrial. The transcript is spliced from 3 exons. Gene Ontology annotation, cellular component: mitochondrial large ribosomal subunit. Bases 480 to 1364 code for a protein of 294 amino acids. The record is from RefSeq and is a predicted model, not a curated record. NCBI's taxonomy places the organism in Eukaryota, Metazoa, Arthropoda, Insecta, Lepidoptera, Nymphalidae. Gene Ontology annotation, molecular function: structural constituent of ribosome. Gene Ontology annotation, biological process: translation.
GUUUAAUAUAAUUGAUUCAGAUUUGUGUGCUUAUGGGGAUGUGGGUGAUCUUAAUCAUAUUUUCUUUACCUGCCCUUUGAAUGACGUUUUUUCCUUUUAUAAUCAUCUGGUCUCCAUCCAUGUACCAUUUCCUGCUUCUAUCAAAUCUCUUCUUUCAUGUUCUAAUCCUGAUAUAUAUACAGCUUCAUCUAUUUUCCAGUUAAAUAAUAAUUUGAAAUUAUAAAUCCUUAUACUUAUCCUAUCGUAGUAAUGCUAUCUGAUCCUUUUCCAAUUCCGUGAGUAAUGUCCUUUUAAAUCGUGAUAAAAGUUUCCCUGCUUUUGUUAGUGGCAUAUGCGCAAACCGUGGGAUGCCAAAUAUAUGUAUAAAAAAAAAAACUCUUUUGAAGUGACGCAACAUUGACACAACACAAAUAAUUGAUUUAACCUAAAAAGUGUAGACAAAUUUAUAAUAGUGUGUACAAUAUAAUAUUAUAAGAACUAUGGGGUCGCGGCAAAUAACUGAAAAGUCGCUUUCAAUGUUGCGGUCUUUGCCAAGGCUGUCGUUAGCUAACAUUCGUGAUAAUCCAGGGUCCCGAAGAAAUCCAAAACGAGGCCGCGGCCAACAUGGUGGGGAUAAACAUGGUGCUGGUAACAAAGGCUCUGGUCAGCGUCAGAAUUAUAUGAGACUUGGUUAUGAAACAGGAAAUAAUCCCUUUUAUCUUAGAAUGCCUCAUGAACCCUACUACAAAGGCCAUCACCACAGGAGACAGUACCCUCCAAUCUCUUUACAUGAAAUACAAAAGUUAAUAGACACAAAUCGCUUGGAUAUAAAUAAUCCCAUAGACAUAGCAAGUAUUGUUAGAUCAGGUCUUUAUAACUUCUUUCCUGAUCAGAAACACUUUGGUAUUCAUUUAACAGAUGAAGGUGUGGAUAAUUUUGCUGCAAAAAUAAAUAUUGAAGUGCAGUGGGUAAGCGAACCAGUGAUUGCUGCUAUUGAGAAGAAUGGUGGAGUAAUAACAACUGCAUAUUAUGAUCCCCACAGUCUCAUGUUAUUAAAAAACCCAAAAUCUUUUUUUCAAACUGGUCAAGCAAUACCCAGAAGAAUGAUUCCACCACCAGAUUGCAUCGAAUACUAUACUAGUGCUGAAAUGAGAGGAUAUUUAGCAGACCCAGAAAAGAUAUCUCAAGAAAGGCUUAGGCUAUCACAAAAAUAUGGUUACAAAUUGCCAGUAUUGGAGAACGAUCAAAAUUAUAACAUGCUAUGUGAAAGAAAAGAUCCAAGACAAAUAUUUUAUGGCUUAGAGCCUGGUUGGGUAAUUAAUUUAAGAGAUAAAUGCAUUUUGAAACCUAAAGAUGAAGAAUUAUUACAGUUCUAUUCAUCAUGAUGAUAUUUAAUUGUUAAUUAUAUUGGUAUUGUGUUGGUUUAUUUAUCAGAAUAAUUGUGGUCAAUAAAAAGUUCAAAUUA